This is a messenger RNA of Perca flavescens (yellow perch), 3943 nucleotides long. It is a transcript of the gene tbc1d22a, whose product is annotated as TBC1 domain family, member 22a. Gene Ontology annotation, biological process: activation of GTPase activity. The coding region runs from base 162 to 1877 and encodes 571 amino acids. Gene Ontology annotation, molecular function: GTPase activator activity. Lineage: Eukaryota; Metazoa; Chordata; Actinopteri; Perciformes; Percidae. The transcript is spliced from 15 exons. The record is from RefSeq and is a predicted model, not a curated record.
AAUCGCAGCAGCCUUUCUUGCCGAUUAGGCAGUAUCAACAUGGCAGCUUUCUGAGUUUUGGAGGAGGGUACCUGGUGUAAAUAAACACGAAUUUCACGUUUUAGAGAUAACGACAGCGUUCGUGUGUUUGUGUUUAAGGCUGGUUGGACCAUAGAGGGAAAAUGUCGAAUGACGGAAAUAAAAAACAGUUCUGGAAAAGAAACGCAGCGAAGGUUCCUGGCAGCAUUCAGCAUGUGUAUGGCGCACAACAUCCACCUUUCGACCCGCUCCUCCAUGCUAACCUGAUUAAGGCAGGAAACAGGCCUCCGCCGACCACGCCAGGCAAGCCCAAGAAGGCUACCACCUUUCAGGAGUUUGAGAGCAUCACAAGUGAUGCAUGGGAUGUUGGGGACGAUGACGACGAGUUGCUGGCCAUGGCUGCACAGAACCUUAAUAUUGAUGUUGUCAUGGAGACAGCCAAUAAGGUCAUUGAAAAUCACAGCAAGCAGCAGGAGAAACAGAGGCAGGAUGAUACAACAGAGCUGGAACAGAGAGAAGAGGACACACAGGAGGAGGCGGCAGAGGACGAGGAGGAGGACGAAGACGAUGAGGAGGACAGGGUGGGGGAGGGGGACGUGACCAGCCCAGAGGUCUCUUUUUCCUCCCAGAGCAGCCCUUACACUGAUGGCCGCCUUGUAAAGUCCCAAAGCGAAGCUCCAAUUGGGUCACCAAAAGAUGCAGCAGGUGAGCAUGCAGCCCUCCACAGACAACGGUCUCUGCCCCACCGGCCGCCCCUCAUCCCGCUAGUGGCUCGCAUGGCUGACCAGAACACGUCUGGCACCCCAGCCAUGACCGAGAGGGAAGCGUCUCGUCUGGAUAAGUUCAAACAGUUGUUAGCUGGGCCCAACACAGAGCUGGAGGAGCUACGGAAACUCAGCUGGUCUGGAAUCCCGCGUCAGGUCCGACCGAUAACGUGGAAGCUCCUUUCGGGUUACCUACCAGCUAAUGCAGAAAGAAGAGAGAGCGUCCUACAGAGAAAAAGACAAGAAUAUUUUGGCUUCAUCCAGCAAUACUAUGACUCCCGCAAUGACGAACACCAUCAGGACACAUACAGACAGAUCCACAUAGACAUUCCCAGGAUGAGUCCUGAGUCUUUGGUGCUGCAGCCAAAGGUGACAGAGAUUCACAUUGACAUACCGAGAACUAAUCCUCUUAUUCCUCUCUUUCAACAAGCUUCUGUCCAAGAGAUUUUUGAGCGGAUCCUUUUUAUCUGGGCCAUACGCCAUCCGGCCAGCGGCUACGUGCAAGGCAUCAACGACCUGGUCACGCCGUUCUUCGUCGUCUACGUCUUUGAGUACAUUGAGGAAGAAGUAGAAAACUUUGACGUGUCCAGUCUCCAGGAAGAGGCUCUGAGGAACAUUGAGGCUGACAGCUUCUGGUGCAUGAGCAAACUGCUGGACGGCAUCCAGGACAACUAUACAUUUGCCCAGCCAGGCAUCCAGAGGAAAGUCAAGGCCCUGGAGGAGCUGGUCAGCAGGAUUGAUGAGUCUGUGCACCGCCACAUGCAGCAGUACGAGGUGGAGUACCUGCAGUUUGCCUUCCGCUGGAUGAACAACCUCCUGAUGAGGGAGCUGCCAUUACGCUGCACAAUCAGACUGUGGGACACCUACCAGGCUGAACCAGAGGGCUUCUCCCAUUUCCACCUCUACGUGUGCGCUGCCUUCCUGGUGAGGUGGAGGAAAGAAAUUCUAGAGGAGAGGGAUUUUCAGGGUCUGAUGAUCCUCCUGCAGAACCUUCCCACAAUGCACUGGGGCAACGAGGAAGUGAGCGUACUGCUGGCUGAAGCCUACAGGUUGAAGUUUGCCUUUGCUGACGCGCCAAACCACUACAAGAGAUGAUAAGCGUGGCUCGCUGCAGCUGCUCCUCUUCUUCUCCUGUUCCUCCUCCUCUUAUUCCUCCUUUCCUGCUCUGCAGUCGUCAACUGAACUUAGAGGCCUCUUUUCCUUCAGGGAAGGACCUCCCUUUUUCUUAACCUCCCUUCCCCGAUAUUGCCCAACGGGCCUUUCAGCUACUAAGAGAUUAGAAUCAACCAAUGACUGAGAGGACGUGCGGUGUAGCAUUUUAACAUAUUGAUGGUGAAGCCUUUUCCUUUUUUAUUAUAAUUAUUUUUCUCCGAUCAGCUCUGAAAUGUGCUUUUCUUCAGUCCAGUGCAGAACCCUCUUUCAACACUGAAGGCCGCAACUUUUUAUUAGAGUUUGUUCCGCUCAAGUACAACCUCGGGCCUGAGGCAGGACCACGAGCUCAACGCUGCCGGGAGGUUGGUCUGGCUCAGAAAAUGUUUCUUUUCUGCUAAAAAAAAAAAAAAAAAAAAAAAAAAUGAAAAUCCAAUGCCAUGGCAAUACAUAGUUUUUUGUGUGUCCUGAGGCCAAAAUGUGACCUUUGUUUCAGUUUGCAAAGACAAAGAAAGAUAGCAAAAGGGCACAGCGCUGGAUGGUUUACAUAUCUGAGCCCGCUCUCCUGGUCACAACACCACCUGAAGGAACAUGACCUCUCCUGUUCUUUUUUUCUUUUUUUUUUCCUCCUGCUGCGUGCCGAGAGGGGCACCGUUUGUUUUCCUUCAUGACAAACUAACAGUAGGACUUUACAGAGAGAGAGAGAGAGAUUGUCAGUCUGUGAGGGGAAACGUGUCUCCCUCCUUCUACAAUCCACAAACACCAACCCAAUCCCUCCCCGCGCAGAUCGACAUCGCAGACGCUAAUAAGCCAUUUGGAGGAAGAAAGCUACUUAUUCCCACUCGACCUGCUUAUAUAUAAAAGGGCCAUGUCUUAUCUUUCAACCACCCCUGGUCUCUGAACCCAGGACUACCUCAGAACACACAAGUAGAGAAACCUAGAAACCCACAUGCACACAUUUGCGCAUAUGUCGUUAAAUUUAGAAACAUGCACACAUCAGUACGGGGGCAAAAUAAACUAUUUCAAGUUCAAUUCCGAAAUGGAAUCAUCUCAUGGAAGCUAAGUUAGGAUAUUUACAACAACAAAAGUGCUUCUUCACAGGGUUGUUUAUGAAGUAAGAUCCAAAUGAACAAUUUUGCCUUAAUUAAGAUCCAAGCUGUCUUUGUUUACUCUCCCUUCCUCUCCUGUCUUUUGGGCCCAAUUUUUAUGGGUGAACAAAAAAUGCGACAUGCCACGUUCCAAUAUGUUGUCUGACGAUUAUAGGUAGAAAGAGUCUCUCCAUCAAGUAGUUCCACCUCAAAAACUUUAAAUCAAGUUAUGGCGAGAGGACACCAGUGAAGGCCGUUUGCGCUGAGCUCAACCUGAUUGACUGAUUCUUAUUAAUAUUCCUUCCACAAGGCCUUCCUUGUCACUUCAUUUUAAUGCCUAUAAACAUAUGAAAGCAACAGGUGCACAGGUGUUUUUUUUUGCAGCUUCUUCAUUUAAGGAAGGUCUGACACCUUUAAAAAACAAACAACAAAAACAAACCAAUUACACAUGUUUGAUCCAUAUUGGUUCUACUAAUUGAAUCAUGUGUAUCCGGCACCAAUCCUUUUUUGAUAUCCUCCACGUAGUCAGGGUUUAGCUGCCUUUUUUUCCCUGCCUUAAAAUUAGUGUUGAUUUUUAUUUUUAUUUUCAAAAUGCAUUUUUAAUUUCACAAGGGACAGACCCUUUGCUGUUAAUAAAAAAAUAAAUAAAAAUCAUGGCUUUAAAUAUCAAUGACCGAAACGGAUAACGAUUACAUUCACCCUUUAAUGUAAAACACGUUUGCAUAUAGCGAGCUGCACAUAACUGAACAAAAGCAGCAGGUGCAUUACGAUAGAACCUUAAUAUUCUUGUGCACAGGACUCCCUGAUUAACAUCGUCUUUACACUACCUUUGUCUUUCUCCUGUCUUUGUCGCUCUGUUCAUAAGGAGCACAUGGGAUGUUUUACCCAAAGUCAAUAGCACCAUAUUGGUGUAAUGUUAGGGGA